GGAGGAGGGAGCUUGCAGCACUGAUCUCUGCUUGCAGCAUCCCAAGAGCAGCCUCUGCUUGUGUCAAAUACAAGAAAGGCCAAAACAGCAGGACUGGAUCCAAGCAGGCAAUCGAAGAACUGGAGGGGCAAUCUCUUGGGGGCUGCUGGGUUAGGGUUACUUUGGUGUGUGUAGUUCAUUCUUAGAGAAAAUGGCUGUUGAGUCAGAGUAAACAGUCUCUGCAUUGCUGAAGGGGGAAGCAGAAGAGGAGGAGCAGAGACAAACACUGGAACCAAUGCUGCCUCUUCCAGUCCCUUUCUUCCUGCCUGUAGCUCUGCUGCUCGUCACCUCUUAGCAUGCAUGUUGUAUGUUAAGGAGAACCAUCAAUGCCUCAGCAGAGCCCAAACCAGCGGGAGGACGCCAUGAGACACAUUAGACACUAAGAAGCAUCACAAGACCCACACUAAGACUAAAUACACACCCUGUGAGUCCAACGCGCCUGAGCAUGGCUGUAAAUGUGGCGCAGACGACAGCGAGUAUCCUCUCCACGACGGCCACCUCAACCGCCACAAUGGACUCUUUGCUCUCAACCGCCGCGAGAACCAGAGAAAACACCACCUCAAGAACAUUUAUGACUGUUACCAUAACAACAAACGAGACCAGCUUCAACGCCACCGCGUUUCCCGACGAGAUGAUUGAGGGUUCGAGCGCUGGAAUGCUGCUGGUGCCCUUUGGCAUCAUCACGGUCAUCGGCUUAGCUGUGGCAAUAUUGCUGUACAUCCGAAAACGAAAGCGGUUAGAGAAGUUGAGACACCAGCUAAUGCCGAUGUACAACUUUGACCCGGCUGAAGAGCAGGAUGACCUGCUGGAACAGGAACUGCUGGAUCACGGACGGGAAGGCAGCCUCACAGGCCCCAACGCCAAGACACUCACAACCUCCCAGGGGACGAUGCAGAGACCCAGUCGCCUGGUCUUCACUGAUGUAGCCAAAGCUCUCAACGCUUAACAGCCCUCCUCCUCCGGCUGAUCGCAGCCACAACCAGACACAGACUGUUGCUCAGGAAGGAAAAGAAGGGGAAACCAGACCGUUAGAGCCUGGAGUAAACGUUUUCAUCACAGCAGUGGUUUGAACAUGACAAAAAGUGUGUGGGAGCAACAGGAAGCAUCUGAAACGAUCUUGCACUGUAGUCACUUGGGCACAAAUUAAGUGUGCACUUUUUAAAAAAAAUCACGUACUUGUUGAUAAUAUGUUUGGUAGCUUGUCACGAAGUUCAGAGUUUCUGCAUUUACUUCAGUGUUUCAUGAGAUGAACCUGUAAAUCUGUGCUAUAGCGAUAUUGUGGUCUCCAACGAGCCUGUACGUCGGACGUGUUGCCAUCUUCA
Messenger RNA from Nematolebias whitei (Rio pearlfish), 1361 nucleotides. RefSeq lists its product as uncharacterized. Bases 485 to 985 code for a protein of 166 amino acids. NCBI's taxonomy places the organism in Eukaryota, Metazoa, Chordata, Actinopteri, Cyprinodontiformes, Rivulidae. The record is from RefSeq and is a predicted model, not a curated record. The transcript has 5 exons.